Sycon ciliatum is the source of this 1731-nucleotide messenger RNA. RefSeq names its product SPRY domain-containing protein 7-like. The coding region runs from base 273 to 869 and encodes 198 amino acids. The transcript has 5 exons. Lineage: Eukaryota; Metazoa; Porifera; Calcarea; Leucosolenida; Sycettidae. The record is from RefSeq and is a predicted model, not a curated record. Gene Ontology annotation, molecular function: protein binding.
UCCAUGAUCAUGAUGUUCAUUGUUUGAGCAGAUAUUAUUGAUACAAGUUUGUGAUUGAAAAUAGUUCGGACACAUUGUGUGCAGAGGCUGCUUGCAUUAGUUCCAACUAGUUAUUCAAUACGUUCAGCUGACUUCCACCCUGUCCACGGACUGGAUGUGCGCGGAAGAUUUUCUUAUCUCCCAAAGCAAUUUGAAAAUGAGUUUGCUAUGAGUGCUGCCUGCUUUGUGCAAUUAGUAGUGUUUGCGAAUUCUACAUUUACGGAAGUCCCACGAUGUUUGCGGUGAAUGCAUUAUUGCCGCGACUGUGCUGCUGCUUUUUUGAGGAUGAUGCAGAUGAUGGAAUUCCCCUUUCCAAUAUGCAGCCCGUCAUUCUGGAUAGCUCCAAAGUUGGACUUGAAUGUGUAAUAUUAAAGGGAGGACGACGGCUGUGUGGUGCUGGCGCUGCACUGGCCAAUGCUCCUCUCGUGCAGAACAAAAGCUAUUUUGAGGUCAAGAUCCAAACAACAGGUACAUGGGGAGUGGGUCUUGCGACACAAAAGUGUCAUCUGGACAGGGUGCCACUUGGUGGAGAUAUGAGUAGCUGGGUGCUGCGGAGUGAUGGUAAUGUCUGCCAUGAUGGUGAGGUCAUCUACACAACUUCUCCCAAGCCUGAUGAAGGAGAUGUAGUGAGUUGUACGUAUGACCACAUUGAGCUGAAUUUCUUCCUGAAUGGCAAGUCUUUACAGUGCCCUGUCAGUGGGGUACGAGGCCGUGUCUUUCCAGUGUUUUACGUUGGUGAUGGUGCCAUCCUCGACGUAGCCUUCAAGGAUUUUUCCUUCCCGGCCCCGGAUACAUUUGAUGAGAUCAUGUUUGAGCAGAAUAUCCUCUAGAUACUUACACUGUGCUAGCUAGUCACCACCAUCUGUAUUAUCAUCAUAGCUGAAUUCCUGUACCCGUGUCUGCCAUAGAGAAUCCGGUACCCAGCAGUGCACGGCAGUGUCUUUCCUUUAGGGUGAGCGUUAAGCUCAUAGCACAUAGACUUACUUCAAGCAACGUCUUGUCAAGUUUCUUCAUCAUGUCGGUCGUGGCUCUGUCAUGGCUGUGUGAUGGUGCCACACUGUGGGCUGUUGUUCAGUCUUUGCCACACUGAGCAUACUCCCACUCAUAGUGUGCACUGUGUUGUCGCUGCAUGCUGCAACUACGGUGUAGACCUCUUGUUCUCAAUUCUCUCAGAAAUGACCUCAUGAAGAUGUAUUUGUGUUGUAACUGUGCUUUUCAACGAAUGCUGGUCAUUGUUUUUGGUGCUCCCUGAACUCACGUUAUCUAGUUUAGUUUCUAUGGUUACCGUUCCGGCCCGGCAUUGGUCCUAUACGUGCAGUCUCUCUCUCUCUCUAGUCUUGUUGUAGUAGUAGUAUUUUCACCAGGGAGUCGUAAAAAAAGUUUUUUCGACUCUCUGAUUGUCACUGUAUGUGCUAUUUAUGCUAGUAACUCACAAAUCCUACUUCCUGCCGGUGUUUCUGUGUACUGUCCUGCUAUCGUACAAUGCAGGCGUUGCGUUCCUCACCCUCAACCCCCCCCCCCCCCCCCCACUCGUUCUGUUGAACCUUUUUUCCUUCAUUUUACUGAAUACCUCAGAACCAUCAGAUCAGAUGCUGUUAUCCACAUAGUUUCCAGUAUACACUAUUCAGUUAUUGUAGCAAUCUAAUUACUGUGUGCUUCUAAGUACAACACCGAAUGUUCCCUGUUCUAUGA